Messenger RNA from Malania oleifera, 2104 nucleotides. Its product is annotated as ERAD-associated E3 ubiquitin-protein ligase HRD1B-like. The record is from RefSeq and is a predicted model, not a curated record. NCBI's taxonomy places the organism in Eukaryota, Viridiplantae, Streptophyta, Magnoliopsida, Santalales, Ximeniaceae. Bases 196 to 1854 code for a protein of 552 amino acids. The transcript is spliced from 8 exons.
UUCUGAGGGAAUUCGCGAAUCAAAUUUUUUUUUGGGGCAUUUGUUUUGGCCUGAUAUCGGUAUUAUUCACUUGAACUAGUGUUAAAUUCAAUUUGAUUGAAUUGAUUUCAAGUUCUGAUUCUUUAUCGCCUUAAUUGAAGCCCUCAUUUUGUUUUGGCUUAAUCAGGCCAAGUUGAUCGGAGGGGCCAGAGGAAGAUGAUGAAGCUGCAAACGUAUGCGGGGUUUAGCUUGGUUGCAACUCUAGCCAUUAUUUAUCAUGCGUUUAAUAGUAGAGGGCAGUUCUACCCAGCUAUGGUUUAUCUGUCGACCUCCAAGAUCAGUUUGGCCCUUCUUCUCAACAUGGGUCUGGUUAUUAUGUGCACUUUGUGGCAACUGACGAAGAAGGUGUUCCUUGGCUCUCUCCGAGAAGCGGAGGUUGAGAGAUUGAAUGAGCAGUCAUGGAGGGAAGUCAUGGAAAUUCUAUUUGCAAUCACUAUUUUCCGGCAGGACUUUUCCGUUACAUUCCUUGCUAUGGUCACUGCUCUCCUGUUAAUCAAGGCCUUGCAUUGGUUGGCUCAGAAGAGGGUUGAGUACAUUGAAACAACCCCGUCUGUGCCCACAUUGUCGCACAUACGGAUAAUUUCUUUUAUGGGGUUCCUCCUCCUUAUAGAUAGUCUCUCUUUGUACAGUUCUUUAAAGUUUUUGAUACAAACGCGGCAGGCUUCAGUUUCUCUCUUCUUUGCAUUUGAGUAUAUGAUAUUGGCAACAACAACAGUGUCAACAUUCUUGAAGUAUGUUUUCUAUGUUAGUGACAUGCUCAUGGAUGGACAAUGGGAGAGAAAGGCCGUCUAUACCUUUUACUUGGAACUGAUCCGUGAUUUGCUGCACUUAUCUAUGUACAUGUGCUUCUUUCUUGUGAUUUUCUUGAAUUAUGGUGUGCCUCUGCAUCUGAUUCGUGAGCUUUAUGAGACAUUUCGUAACUUUAAAGUUCGUUGUACUGAUUUCUUACGUUACCGAAAGAUCACCUCAAAUAUGAAUGAUCGUUUUCCAGAUGCAACGCCUGAAGAACUCAAUGCAAGUGAUGCAACUUGUAUUAUUUGCCGUGAGGAGAUGACCACGGCCAAAAAACUUAUUUGUGGGCAUCUUUUCCAUGUGCAUUGCUUGCGGUCAUGGUUAGAGCGCCAGCAUACUUGUCCUACUUGUAGGGCCCUUGUUGUACCCCCUGAAAAUAGCACACAUGUGGCUGGAGGACAUAGAUCACGGUCAGAUGUGCAUCAACAAGGGUCAGGCAUAGCUAGUACCUCUGCUCAGGGCUCAGGUGGUGGUGGUGCAGCAGAUGACAAUUUGAGCCAACAUCAAGCCAGACUCCAAGCUGCUGCUGCAGCUGCCUCAAUAUACGAGAAAUCUUAUGUUUAUCCUUAUGCAAGUACACUAGCAUGGUCAUCUGGAUAUGCUUUACUUCCUCAGGCACAUAGACCAUUGGCUGAUUCUAACAGCAUGGAUUCUAGUGAAGGGCAAGCUGCUUCUGGGCUGCAACAAAACCAACAGUUCGCACUCCCAGGACAUACUAAUUUCCCCUUCUCUCAGUUUCCGCCCUCGACUUUUGUUCCUUUUCAGGCACCUGUCACCAAUUUCACAUCUGGAGUGAGAUUGGGCAGUUAUCCUAAUUUACCGUUGGUGCAGUUGGAAGCUCAGAAAAAGCUUCUUGAAAAUCAAAUUGAGGUUCUGAGAAACCAACUCCAACUUCUACAGAAUCCCAAACACGAGGAGUGUGUGGAUGCAGGUCCCUCAGCAUCAUCAGAUGCUAAGGGAAAGUCUGUUGCUGCUGCAUCUUCAUCCGCUUCAGACUCUGGUCAUCAUGGGGAGGGAGAUUAAUGGACCUUUAAAGAUGCAUUGCGAGGAGAACAUGAGGCUUUUUUCUUUGGGCAGAAGCUUAGCUCUGCUUCUUUAAAAGUUGGUUUUACUUUUCACUUGAGGUAAAGCAAGAUGUAAUUUUGUUGUACUGUGCCAAAUUUAUUUUCUAACAGUAUGGUCAUUGCGAAAAAUACAAACCCUCAUAUUGAUUUUAUGACUGAAUGUAAGAUGAGCAUCCGUAGUGCUGACAAAUACAUGCUUUUUCCUUCAA